CUCUUCUUCCACCCUUACCGACUGGCCCGAUCUCUGAGGUUGAGCCUACUCCACAUCAACAGGAUGACACUUUUCAACUACCCUGUUCCAGAGUUGGAUGUUACCUUGCAGGAAGUGAGUCGUGUCUUGCAGCUCACUUUAAGAGCUGACCUUUACCCAGAGUUCAAAAAUACCCUGGAACAGCAGAGGGCGCUCCUUCAAGAGGCCCAGGAAAAACUUGCAACAAGAGCUUUAGGCAAAGAAAACUGGGUGACGGAGCAAUUCAAGAGAAGUCUGCUGUCUUGUUACGACCCCCUACCCACCUCUACUGCCCUUCCUGUUGUUCUUCUUCCUACCAAAGCAAAGGGAUGUACCCAGCUAGGGAGGGCAGCUGCUCUCCUCUGGGCUGCGGCAAAGCUGUACAGCGAGCCUAUGUUGCUGGAGGGCAAUGUGCCAAUGGAGAACACACAACAGUCCGAGGUUUUCGCUGCCAGCCGGAUUCCUGGCAGAAGUCAAGAUGAGAUCAAGGUCUACCCAGAUAGCCUUCAUGCCAUUGUCACCUGUUAUGGAGGAGUGUUCCCUGUCGACAUACUGGGGCGUCCCAGCACUGGUGGGCCAGUUUCUGCUCGACCGUUUGUUGACAUCUACAACCAGCUGGCUCAGGUGAUGGAUCAACCCAGAGCAGGAAAACAGAAUGAUCCAUCUGCCAUUUGUAGCCUCUCGGCUCUGGACCGCAAAGUCUGGGCUGCCACCAGGGAAGAGAUCUUGGGGCAAGGAGGGGAGACAGCGGCAUCCCUGAGUCUGAUGGAGAGCGCUGUGCUGACCCUCUGUCUGGAGGAUUGCAACCCUCCCUCUGAACUGGCUGAUACUCUUAAUGCAGUGGUGAACCUGGUGGUGUUCGAGGACAGCACAGCUGGGAUGGUGUUUGAGCACAGUGCUGUCGAUGGGAUGGUGGCCGGUCUUGUGACGGAGCAUGUGUACAACCUGUCUGAAACUGUGGACCUAAACCUUGUCCACACUGAAGCAGUCAAUGGGAGCCUCAUCAGAAACACCAAAAGUGGUCAUGGAGUUGGACCCCACCUAGCUGCACUGCGUCGAUCGUUGCCAUCUGACAAUCCUCUGAAAAAGUACCUGGACCCCUUUGGAUGUCCAUCUGUUUACCUCACAGGUACAGAUAUGAUGGAGGGCGUGGAGUGUGGAGUAGGGAAUGUUUAUGCCCAAGAUCAGCUGGCUGUAACCUACCUUGGAAAAAAAGACAAGGUUCGCAUUGUGCUUAAUGGAAAAGGGAGCUUUGCUCUAACACUGGAGAAACUUCAAGCAAGUCUGAAGACAAACCUGAAGUUAGUGAUGCUCCUUGCUGUUAGAUAUGCCAUUGCAUGCCAAAUGGGAGCCAUUGAGCGUCCAUUGAAUCAGGGUCAGCCUGAGAAAAUGAAUGGAGAGACCAAACACUACCAAGAGAGCCCAAACAAUGGCAACGCCACUGUUGUAAACACCUCUGGCACUGUCACAGACUACACUCUGGUAAUCCAUGGUGGGGCUGGAGAGGAGAUGAUGCUUAACACCGAAGUGAUUGGCGUAGUUGAGUUUGCUCUACAGACAGCCUUAACCCUCGGAUCUCAAGUGCUUCAACAAGGUGGCAGCAGUCUAGAUGCAGUUCAGAAGUCAGUAGAAGCUCUAGAGGACUGCUUCCUGUUCAAUGCAGGUAAAGGCUCAGUAUUCAACCAAGAUGGCAAAAAUGAAAUGGAAGCAACCAUUGUGGAUGGCAAUGCAAUGAGGUCAGGAUCUGUUGCUUGUGUGCAAAAUGUAAAGAACCCAAUAAAAGCCGCCAGGUGUGUCAUGGAGAAAAGCUCCCAUUCACUCAUUGUGGGAGAUGGGGCUGAGGAGUUUCUGCAGGGGUUGGAGGAGAAGAAGAAUCCUGUUGGGCCUGAGUAUUUCUACACAGAUAUACGUCACAAACAGUUGACUGCAAAGCUCGCUGCAGGAAAUACCUCAAAAAAUAAUCACCCGCAGACAGUUGGAGCUGUGGCCUUGGAUCGUUGGAAAGGGUUGGCUGCUGCAUCAUCAACAGGUGGGGUAGUAGGUAAGCUGAAAGGGCGAGUUGGGGAUACAGCAAUAGUAGGAGCAGGAAUAUAUGCUGAUGACAAGUUAGCCAUUGCCUGCUCUGGAGAUGGAGAUGUGUUUCUGAGGCACACAAUUGCCCAGAAAAUAGCAAGUCUCUACCACCACACAGGCUAUAGUUUGAGGCAGGCUUGUAGGGAAGUGAUGGCUGAAAAUCUCAAUGGGAUCUGUGCAGGAAUCAUAGCUCUGGAUUCUAAAGGUGAUGUCAUCAUUGAAACGAAUGCUGAUGUCAUGUUCGUGGCCUCAAUGGUGGAUGGCAUUUCACGAGUGGAAGUCCUCAGGCCCCUCAAGAGCUUCUCUGAUGUGAUCUGGGAAACUGAUGAGCUGGUCGCUUACCUGGAUCCCAAACCCUGGACCCCUGGGUCAACCAUUCUGAAGAGAAAAACUCUCAGUGGAGCAAGCAGCAUCUUUCAGUUAGCUACACCUGAUGUUUUGACUAUCCUACAAGGAGCAAAGGCUGUGUCAAGCUUGCUAUGCGAGAGACUGGGAGUGCAGCGCUGUGCCCUGGUUUUCAAUCCAAUCCCAAACCAGCCAGCACAAAUCCGACUGCUCCCGCUUCAUGGUCUAGAGCCAAAGUGGCAGCCCCAUCUGGCAAGUGAAGAGGAAUUCCACACAUAUGACCCUGGUUACUGCACUUCCAAAAGUGGCCCCCGCUGGGAUGACGAGGCACUGGACCAGGUUCAAGCCAAGAUUAGAAGAGGACUGCCAACACCAAAUGCACCUUCCUGCUUUGACUUUUUUGGAGAUGCUUCCAAUGAUAACCUGUUCAGUUGUAUUGUACGUGGAGAGCAGCAACAGUGGAGAGUGUGGGAAGACAAUGAGCAUGUUGCCUUCCUGACACCUUACCCAAACACUGCUGGACUAACCAUUGUGGUGCCUCGCAAACCACUGUCCAGUGACAUCUUCAAACUGGAGGAAGCUGACUACAAAGCGUUGAUCGUAGCCACCUGUAAAGUUGCCAAACUGCUGGAAGAGGGGAUGGAGCUCAAGGUGUUGCACUGAUCUUU
Eleginops maclovinus (Patagonian blennie) is the source of this 3104-nucleotide messenger RNA. RefSeq lists its product as uncharacterized. Gene Ontology annotation, molecular function: asparaginase activity; beta-aspartyl-peptidase activity. NCBI's taxonomy places the organism in Eukaryota, Metazoa, Chordata, Actinopteri, Perciformes, Eleginopidae. The record is from RefSeq and is a predicted model, not a curated record. Gene Ontology annotation, cellular component: cytoplasm.